This is a messenger RNA of Bradysia coprophila, 1799 nucleotides long. RefSeq lists its product as uncharacterized. NCBI's taxonomy places the organism in Eukaryota, Metazoa, Arthropoda, Insecta, Diptera, Sciaridae. Gene Ontology annotation, molecular function: DNA-binding transcription factor activity; cis-regulatory region sequence-specific DNA binding. The record is from RefSeq and is a predicted model, not a curated record. Gene Ontology annotation, biological process: regulation of DNA-templated transcription. Gene Ontology annotation, cellular component: nucleus.
GACGAUGUAUCACGGUCACACUAAGAUUUUUCCUAUAAAUUUUUGAUAAAACGAAACGAAAUUAAUCGAAACAAAAAUGCAUAGUAUGCACAAUGAGUGUCUCGAAAUGAUAAAUCCGGUGCUACACGAUGAUAGUGGUCAAGUGCAGAGCAAUAACAAUUUGAAUUUAAAACGAAAAUAUCCGUAUGAUCAGACCGAUGAUCAGUGUCAUGAAAAGUCGGCAAAACGAAUGGUUAACUUACACGAAUGUCACGAUGCUAUCGACGGCAAUAAUGUGGAUCAAGAAUUAAUAAUUUACAACAAUGACAAAUACAUGGACCACAAUACCAAUCAUUUAAACAAUGAAGUUAAUGUGGAAUUUAUAAAUAUUAUGUUCGAUAAUAAUUUACUGCCGGUGCAACAGAAUACGGUCAUAUCGGAAGCGAAUUUUAUAAGUGAUGCCGGUUGGAAUAGUGUUGAUCUGUUGGAUUUAGAUCAGAGUAAUUAUUUUUAUGAAACAACAACCAAUGUCAUUGAAGAUAUUUCACAAAAACCAUUACACAAAACAGUGCCAAAUGUUCAGGAGGACUGCGAAGAUAAGAAUCUUUCAUGGCUGUUCAAUUAUAAACUCGACGAUCUGCCCCAUCUGUCGCCGGAAGUGAAUCGAUCUCGAACCGAAACUGGCUUAAAAGUUGAUGAAAUUAUCCAGGAAGCGACAUCGACUGAAGUUGACGAAUCGGAUAUGGUUGUUGCCGAAAAUGUUGUUAUUGAAAAUACUCAAAGGAUGCCAAAGAAACCGCCAUUUACAUACACCGAAUUGAUAGAAUAUGCACUGGAAGAUAAGGGAGAAUUAACAGUAUCUGGAAUAUAUCAAUGGAUAUCUGACCGAUUUCCAUACUACAAAUCGAAUGACGAUCGUUGGAAAAAUUCAGUUCGUCACAAUUUGUCAAUCAAUCCACAUUUUCGUAAAGGGAGCAAGGCAGCGCAGGGUGCUGGCCACUUAUGGACAAUUUCUACCAGAGACUCUGAGUCAAAUGUCUUGGCAUGGGAGCAUAAGAAGCAACGAUUUGAUUUGUUCUUUAAAAUGGAGAAAUCCUAUUCGUUGUCGGCGAACAGCCAGACACAGCCCCCACAACAAUCACAAUCACAAUCAGACUCAUCAAAUAAAUGCCUAAUGUAUGACGAGGCGACUAUUGCAGCAGCAAAUCUAUCACUCAUCAAUAAACAAUCUUCUCCGGAGCCAAAUAAAUCCUAUAAUCAGCAAAAGAAUCAACAACAAAACAGCUUCGACCAUCUGCACACCAAUAAUGCUGAUGAUUUGAAGCGGACAGCAGGCGAAAUUCUGAAUGGAGUAAGACGAACCGUUGAAGUUCAAGUUAUAAAUCCACCAUCGUGCCUAUUCCAAGAUAAUACAGUGCUUGACACAGAUUAUUUAAAUCCAGUACCAAAGGACCAGAUAGUGCGUGAAUGUGGAUUGCGUACCGUUCGGAAUGAGAAUGAUUUUUAUGUCACCGACAUCGAUCCCAUCGAAUUGGGUGUGCACAUGAAUUCGAACGGAGAUGAUGAAGUGUUGUUCGGCGAUGAGUUUAAUUUGAAUUAUUUUGGUGUUGUGUCGGGUAAUAAUAUAAUGGCUUGAUGGAAUCCAAUUAAGUUUUGAUGAUUUUUCGAAUCGAGUCAAUGAGUAGAUGUGGCGUGAAAUUAUUUUUCAAUUUUGUAAAUAUUCAACUUAUAAAAAUUGUGUGAAAUUUUGCUUGUGUAAUGCGAUUAUUCGAUUAUUGUUUUCUCUUUUGUCUUUGUACAUUAUUUUUGAGUAUGAUUCG